Cydia strobilella is the source of this 2811-nucleotide messenger RNA. It is a transcript of the gene U2af38, whose product is annotated as splicing factor U2af 38 kDa subunit. Gene Ontology annotation, biological process: mRNA splicing, via spliceosome. The record is from RefSeq and is a predicted model, not a curated record. Bases 229 to 963 code for a protein of 244 amino acids. Gene Ontology annotation, molecular function: metal ion binding; pre-mRNA 3'-splice site binding. NCBI's taxonomy places the organism in Eukaryota, Metazoa, Arthropoda, Insecta, Lepidoptera, Tortricidae. Gene Ontology annotation, cellular component: spliceosomal complex; U2AF complex. The transcript is spliced from 5 exons.
GCCACAAUGGCGGACAGAGGCGCGAUUGCCGCUAAUGUUCUUUUUUGUUGAGCGAAACACUAGUUUUGUCUUUUCAGCACUAUAAGGUACGGCGGUUUGUUCAGCAGGUCAAUAUAAACAAAGUGAUAUAAUAAGAACUGAAACCAUUAUAGCGUUUCAUAGUAAUUUUGUUGUGCAUCGUUCUCUACACAAGCUAAGCAUUACAGCCGUCAUCAACGGCGUUUUACCAUGGCCGAGUAUCUAGCUGCUAUCUUUGGUACAGAAAAAGACAAGGUCAACUGCUCCUUUUAUUUCAAAAUUGGAGCGUGCCGUCAUGGAGACAGGUGCUCUCGGAUUCAUAACAAGCCAACUUUCUCGCAAACAGUGUUGCUGCAAAACCUUUAUGUGAAUCCUCAAAACUCUGCAAAGUCUGCCGAUGGCAGCCAUUUGGUGGUAGCAAAUGUGUCCGAUGAGGAGAUGCAGGAGCACUACGACAAUUUCUUUGAAGAUGUGUUUGUAGAAUGCGAAGACAAAUAUGGAGAGAUUGAGGAAAUGAAUGUUUGUGACAAUUUAGGAGAUCACCUAGUCGGGAAUGUUUAUAUUAAAUUUCGUCGCGAAGAAGACGCGGAGAAGGCAGUGAACGACCUCAACAACCGUUGGUUUGGCGGCCGUCCCGUCUACGCGGAGCUGUCCCCCGUCACGGACUUCCGCGAGGCUUGCUGUCGCCAGUACGAGAUGGGCGAGUGCACCCGCUCCGGGUUCUGCAACUUUAUGCACCUUAAGCCUAUCUCCAGGGAACUCAGGAGAUACCUAUACUCCCGUCGCAAGGGCGGGCGGCGCUCGCGCAGCCGCUCGCCGAAGGAGCGGGAGCGGGAGCGGGAGCGCCGCCCGCGCCGCUCGCGCAGCCGCGAGCGCGGCGCCGGCGCCGGCGGCGGCCAGGGCCGCAGGGACGCGCCGCGCAACUCCCGAGCGGGCCGCUACUGACCCGCCCCCGCCCGCCCCGCCGAGACACACGAGCCCCGCUCCCGCACCUGAACCAGCUGUGACAUCACCUAUGUUGGUGGGCCUAUUGCCUAAUAUAAUACUAUUAGUGAUUUUGUAUGUAAAAUCACUAGUAGUAUAGUAUGAAUCUUCUCAAAUUAUUUUUACGUCUCUGACUAAUCUGUUAAACAAAAGCCAUUGUUUCUUUUAUGUGAGCGAUCGGCCAUUGUGUGCCACAAUGGCACGCGCCGUCGCACGCGCACAGACACAAUGGCCGACCGCUCGCACAAAAGAAACGAUGGCUUUUGUUUAACAGAUUAGAUUAGAGUCUUAGACGUAAAAAUCAUUUGAGAAGAUUAAUACUAUAUUAGCUUGUAUUUUAUUAUGCAAUUCGGCCGUGUUGACCCGAUUGAGUGUGAGCGUUUGUGACCAAACUGUGAAAAAAAUCUUCCAUCUGAUACUUUAAGAUUUUUGGUUACUUCGGAAACGUAUCCUUAAGAAAUUGGUUGACAGAAACGACCCCGCGACCCUGAUGAAAGUGAGACAAUAAGGUAAUGUUCCCACGGUAUAUUUCAGCCUUUGGUGAGGUUACAAACUGCUCAGUUCACACUGUAGAGGGCACUAAAAGAGAAACAUUCGUUUGACACGUUCGUGUUAUCUUUCCCACCAUUUACCAUCAUGAAAACGGGGCAUACCGAUAUAUAUCAUAACAUCGAUCGAAUACAAAGGGCAGUCGAAGGAUCCAAAUUUACGUAGAUACGGAAAAUCUAUGUUUAAUAAAUUCAAUUUAAGGGGCCGCAGUCCAACGCGAUAAUCCGACCAGGUUAGCAAAUAGCUAUCCAUCAAGAUCUAUGAUGCAUGAAAUCGCAAGAAAUCGAAAGGCAUAUUCUGCCAUCCGGAAUCAUGUGGGCCACAUAGGAGGUCAUGACCCACAGUACUGAGAAGAACGAAGCAAGGAAGGAUGUGUAACAACUCUGUCAAAUUGAAUAUCCGGUGGCCUCGAAUUCCUAAUCAAAUCAUUAUUUGAAGAUUUUUUUAGUUCAUUUGGUGAAGUGUCUUGUGUGGUUCGAAAAUCGAGUAUCAAUAGUUUGAUUGCUUUGUUUGGUGUUGCCUACAUCCUAUUUUCUACUAUUAAGUCUAAGUAAAAAGAAACAUUUACUCGCUUUUCGAAAAGAUAAAGACAUUAAGGAGCAGGACUUUCCCAAUAAGGCCGAAUUUCCUUUCUGAAUUGGAGGGUCAGAUGGCAGUCGCUUCGUAAAAAAACCAAUUGUUUUGUUGGUAUUAAGUUGCCCAAGUUAGCCGUUGCAAAAAAGCCACGAAGCCUCGAGAAGAUGAUGGCAUGUUUUUAGGGUUCCGUACCCAAAGGGUAAAAACGGGACCCUAUUACUAAAACUCUUCUGUCCGUCUGUCACAAGGCUGUAUCUCAUGAACCGUGAUAGCUAGACAGUUGAAAUUUUCACAGAUGAUGUAUUUCUGUUGCCGCUAUAACAACAAAAUACUAAAAAGUGCGGAACCCUCGAUGUGCGAUUCCGACUCGCACUUGGCCGGUUUUUUUUUUUUUCAAAUAUCUAUCAGUUACAUUAUUUUGUAUACAACACCAACAAAAUAACCAAGCUAAUGAUAUUAAAAAGAGUUAAAAGCAGUGGUUACUGAUGUGCAUACUGCAAUGUCGCACAGAGAAGUAAUCUUACCUUAUUUUUAUCUUGUCUUUUAUUAAGACUUGUCUGUCACAGUGCGGUUGCAGUACCUAUCUAAGAUAGUUUAUAUUUGUGUAAGAAAUUGUAACAUUUAAUAAUAACUAUAAGAAUUCAUUCCUUAUUAUUUAUUUUUUGAAUUUCCUAUUCCUUUAUG